Messenger RNA from Hyaloscypha bicolor E, 1266 nucleotides. RefSeq lists its product as uncharacterized. The transcript has a single exon. The record is from RefSeq and is a predicted model, not a curated record. Lineage: Eukaryota; Fungi; Ascomycota; Leotiomycetes; Helotiales; Hyaloscyphaceae. Bases 186 to 1043 code for a protein of 285 amino acids.
CAUCACAACCUGUCUUUUAUCUCAGGAAUUCGCCCUUCUUCCGGUUCAUCACAUAUCAAUUUACAUAUUCUCCGCACGCUCAUCAAGUAUCCAUUCACUCAUUGAUUAACGCAUCCGUUCAUCGCUUAACACAUCCAUUCAUCGAUUGACUCGUCCAUUUGCGUACGCCCAAUCAAUCCGUAACGAUGGAGCAUUCAGAUUUCCGCGCAUUAGAAGGGAACAUCAUGGCCGCCCCCGCCGUCAGGAAAUCCGUCCAGUCCGCAGAUAACACUUCCAUCGAUUACUGGGAAUACAGAUCCCGGGGCUCCAUCCCUAGCAAAGCCCCAAAGCCAGGUCUUUUAAUCCUUCACGAUGGUUUCGAUUCAAGCAGCACGUAUAAGGACAUGGCAUUAGCACUAUGGACAUCUUUCGACGUCUACGUCCCAGAUCGACGUGGACGAGGCUACAGCGGUCCUUAUCGCCCCAACUCCAACUUGCAGACCGAAAUCAACGACCUCAAAGCACUUCUUGGCAAAACGGGAGCACAAAAUAUACUUGGUGUGGGCAGCGGCGCUGUGAUUGCACUACACGCUGCUCUUCAAGUCGCUGCGACCACCAAUUUUUUGAUCAGGAAAAUAGCCGCUUUUGAACCAGCGACCAUACCAGGAGGUGUUGAGGAAUUUAGAGAGCAACGCGAUAUACUUGAGCAGCAAGUAGACGGCUCGAAUGUGACCGACCCUAGAGCUUUGGAGACGGCAAUGAAUAUCACUCAGACAGGGAGCCUGAAGCAACAGGAGCGAAGGAGUAUUGUGCCAAGAUGGCUGUCUAAACGAUGGUCAGAUUGGCGCUCUAAACAAUGGGCGGAGGAUACCUUACAAAAAGACGAGAGCCGAAAAGGUACAACAUACUCUCUAGGGAGGUUGUUAGGGCCGCUGAAGGGUGAAAUUCGUUCCUGGGAAGAGAUUAGCAGGAGGUUCGAGGCAUUGUUCAGAUUGAAUCAGCUGAACGUCGAGAUUUUUCUCAGGGUGGUAGUGAGAGUCCCAAUCACUUCAAGGAAAAUAUAAGAGACUUCAGGAAGCUGCUUGCGAGAGCAAGGUAUACGCAGUUCGGAGGGAUGGACCAUUUGGGCUUGUCCAAUACUGCCGAUGGAGGGGAUCCAGAGAGGGUGGCUAUUCAUCUCAGGAAAUUCUUCCUUGAUAUACCCGAAGAACCAGUAGGAUAGGCGGCAUACGUGGCGUAGACUUUGUGGCAGAAUGGGCGGUGUGAAGCCCUGUGUUUCCAGAACUC